AUGAUUCUACCGCUACAGACUCUGGCCUUGGGUGCCGCCAUUGCUCUGUCGAGUCUUCCACUCAGUCAGGCCCUGAGUGCCAGCGACAUUCCCGCCGACAUCCCGGUCUCGCAGCUGAUCUCAUCGGCCACUGCUGCCCUCGCUCAAGGCAAUGGCCAGGAUGCCUUGACCUACUUCGACGUCGCCAUCACUCGCGAUCCGCAAAACUACCUCACCAUCUUCCGACGUGGUGCCGCCUACCUCAAACUCGGAAAGAACUCCCAGGCCAGCCACGACUUCGACCGCGUUCUCGCCAUCAAGCCUACAUUCGAAGGUGCACUGGUGCAAAGAGCAAAGAUCAAGAGUAGGAACGGUGAUUGGGAUGGUGCAAAGUCCGACUACGAGACUGCUGGAAAGCAGGACGGCGAAGAGAUCCGCGAACUGCUCGAGGCUCAGAAUGCUGUAGCACUGGCACAAAAGGCUGAAAAGGAGCGUCACUGGGCCGACUGUACCGCUCACGCCGAUAUUGCCAUCUUGGUUGCCGGAGGUGCCAUGGAUCUAAGACAUACCCGCGCGAACUGUCGCUUUGAGAAGGGCGACAUUGUCGAGGCUCUCAGCGAUCUGAUGCACAUUGCUCAAGUCUCUUCUGGUUUCAACGAACAUCUGCAAAUCUCUGCCACGUCAUUUUACGCCCUCAACGAGCCCACCAACGGCAUGGGCCAAGUCAAAAAGUGCCUCCAUUCGGAUCCUGAUUCAAAGCCGUGUAGAAAGCUGCUCAAAGCAGAAAAGGCCAUCGACAAGCAGUUGAAGAAGAUGCGAGAGGCCAUGGAAAAGAGCAGAUAUGUCAACGCUGUCAAUAUCUUGGUACCCACAAAGGAUGAUGACGGUCUUUUAAAAACCGUCAAGGACGCCACUCAGCAAUAUCGCGACGAGGGCCUCAUCCACAAGAAUGCCCCAGAUCGCCUAUACAACGACUUGGUCGAGUUGACUUGCGAGGCCUACACUGAGAUGAACAAUCUCAAGAAAGCCCAGCCAUACUGCGAGGAGGCACUAACACACAAUCCCAACUGCCUGCCAGCCCUCAUCGGCAAGGCCACGCGCCAAAUCGAUGCCGACGAGUUCGAACCCGCUAUACAGACGCUCAAUCAAGCCAAGGAGCAUCACCAAAACUCACAAAAGAUCCAAGAGUUGCUACAAAAAGCUCACACAUUACUCAAGAGAUCCAAGCAAAAAGACUACUACAAAGUACUUGGUGUCACCAGAGAUACCGAUGAACGCGACAUCAAGAAAGCAUACCGCAAGCUCACUGUGCAGCAUCAUCCCGACAAGGCUGCUCAGAAGGGCAUCAGCCCUGAUGAAGCGCAGAAAAAGAUGGCUGAAAUCAACGAAGCAUACGAAGUUCUUUCCGAUCCUGAGCUCAAGGCCAGAUUCGACCGAGGCGAUGAUCCAAACGACCAGUCCCAACAAGGUAGUCCAUUCCAAGGCCAACCAUUCGGCUUCCCUGGCGGCGGCCAACAGCAGUUCUUCCACCAAAGAGGAGGAGGUGGUGGUGGCUUCAAGUUCCAGCAGCAAGGCGGUUUCCAGUUCCCUGGCGGAGGUUUCCCAUUCUAG
Aureobasidium subglaciale EXF-2481 is the source of this 1590-nucleotide messenger RNA. RefSeq lists its product as uncharacterized. Gene Ontology annotation, molecular function: protein-folding chaperone binding; misfolded protein binding. The transcript has a single exon. Gene Ontology annotation, biological process: protein folding in endoplasmic reticulum. The record is from RefSeq and is a predicted model, not a curated record. Gene Ontology annotation, cellular component: endoplasmic reticulum. The coding region runs from base 1 to 1590 and encodes 529 amino acids. Lineage: Eukaryota; Fungi; Ascomycota; Dothideomycetes; Dothideales; Saccotheciaceae.